CUGUUCGGUGUUGCUUUUGUUUUCUCCCUUCUCGAAGAGAUUCGGUCGUUUAUCUUUCCCCAAGUUGCCACAGAUCUAUUUCUAGAUCGUUUCUUUCCAUUGGGAAGCAAGAGUGCAAGAUUACAGAGAUGCGCCUUCACUUAUUUUUGUUUUCAGUUCAUUCAUCUUUACUUUUCCUAGUUUAAGAGGUGCUCUUGCUAUUCCAUAGUUUUUUUUCCUAAUUUCUUUCUGGGUCUUGCAUAAAAUGAUUUAUAUUGAUUGGAAAGGUGUUAUUGCUAUUGGGCCUUGGAUAGAAUGAUUUAUAUUUGAUUGGGAACACGUAAACUUUAUUCUGAAAGAUCGUCUGCCCGUUCGGACAUGAUAAUAGAGGUUCCUUGGAAGUUCUGAUGGGAUGUUUUAAAGCCUUUAACCCCUGAUCGGAAAUUUUGUAGGGAUCACGUUGAAUGGUGGGUACUGAUGCUAUUAUCCAUGCAAACAGCAGAGUGGGGGACAAGCUGAAGUUGUGUGCUUGGCUUUAUAAUAGAAUCCGAAUCUCUUUCCAGUGACAAAGAGAUCUUAUGCACAAUGAACUGCAAGUUCAGAUUAUUACUUUGAAGUGAGAUCUUAUCCAAGUUGCAGCAUGAGUUGGACCCGAGAAGUGAUUUCUUACUUGGAAGUGUCAUUAGUAAAAGAAUGAGCUUGAGACAAAGGUUCCCUCGAUCAAACUCUCGAUGCACUAUGAGAAUUGUUUCAACCAAUCUGGCAGUGAAGCUUUCCCAUCUUGGCAAUUGUAGAAGGGGAUGAAGAAAACCAUGUAUUUGAUGGCAUUCACAUACUUGUAACUUGAGAUUUUGGUGCAUGUAAAGAUGAAAGGAGGUUUUCAUGGGUUGAGGGCUAAACAACUUUCUCUCAGUCUCAUUGCUUUGGUUUGCACAUUCGUUUUUAUUUGGGCAUGGGAGAAAACCCCGCUUCUUACCUCAUUGCUCCCACCUCAAAGCCGGUUCUCGAUGCCUUCUUCAGAGAUUCUCUUCGGUGCACCUGUGGUGAAGGAAAUGUCUUCAAAUCCAGGUAUUUAUGUGAAGGAAGAAUCAUCAAAUGCGGUAGCACCUAUGAGGUCUGCAAACACGAGCUCUUCCAAAAAGAGUAUAACUGAUAACAAUUCAACACCACCCCCUAUGGAGAAGGAAGAAAUUUCACCAACUGCAUUGGGGAAAUGGGGGGCAGCACCUAAACCAGGCCCGAAAGGAGAAAAAGGACCAAAAAAAGUAGAACAAGAUGCCAACAGAAUAGCAAUGAUGGAUUCUGAAACCAAUAACUCCUUUGUGAAGGGAAAAGGUGAUGCAGAUGAACCAACUCUUGUAAAGGAGAAAGUCUGUAAUUAUGCAAAAGGAAAAUGGGUUGCAGAUGAUAGAAGACCACUAUAUUCUGGAUUUGGUUGUAAGCAGUGGCUUUCAGGGAUGUGGGCAUGUAGGUUGACCCAGCGCACAGAUUUUUCCUAUGAAAGCUUUCGAUGGCAGCCAGAAAAUUGUGAGAUGCCAGACUUUGAAGGGUCUAAAUUUUUGAGAAGGAUGCAGAACAAGACUGUAGCUUUUGUUGGGGAUUCAUUGGGCAGGCAGCAGUUCCAAUCACUAAUGUGUAUGGUGACAGGUGGCGAAGAGUCACCAGAUGUCUUAGAUGUUGGAAGUGAAUAUGGUCUUGUCAAAAAUCCUGGUGCUGUGCGGCCUGAUGGUUGGGCAUAUAGGUUCCUGAAUACCAAUACUACUAUUCUUUAUUACUGGUCUGCAAGCCUUUGUGACUUGGAGCCUCUUAAUAUCACAGACCCAGCCACAGAUUAUGCCAUGCACCUUGAUCGUCCAGCAGCAUUCUUGCGCCACUACCUUCACAGGUUUGAUGUCCUGGUCCUCAAUACAGGACAUCAUUGGAACAGAGGAAAACUUAAAGCAAACCGGUGGGUAAUGCAUGUUGGAGGCGUGCCCAAUACCAAUAGGAAGCUUGCUGAUAUUGCAAGUGCCAAGAAUUUCACUAUCUAUAGUGUUGUCAAGUGGCUAGACUUGCAGCUUCCGAAACAUCCACAACUUAGAGCCUUCUUCAGGGCUAUCUCACCGAGGCAUUUCUUUAAUGGGGAGUGGAAUUCAGGGGGAAGCUGUGAUAAUACCACUCCGUUGACUGGAGGAAAGGAGGUUCUGCAAGAUAAUUCAAGUGAUCCUGUUGCUGAAGGAGCUGUGAAGGGCACAGAUGUGAAGUUCUUAGAUAUAACUGCUCUGUCCCAGUUGAGAGAUGAGGGACACAUAUCCCGGUACAGCAUUAAAGCCACACCGGGUGUCCAGGAUUGCUUGCAUUGGUGUUUACCAGGCAUUCCUGAUACAUGGAAUGAGAUCCUUUAUGCACAGCUCUAGACUGUAUUUUGCCACUGGUUAAUCAAGUCUUACGAGAAAGAAUAUUAACUGCCUAGAUUGAGGAACAUCUUAAUUCUGAGGACCCAUUGCCAAAAGCAACAGACUGACUGAGCAUCCAUAUAAUCUAUCCUGAAAGGCAGUGCAAAAACAGGGUUUGGUGCUGAUUGAUCAGAGUCUCACUUGCUCAUCUCCCUCAAAGUGUGAGCUGCUGAAAUUACUUACGGAGCAUCUUGGAACCAACUGGAAUGAAAUGGUGUCUUUGUUUCCAUUGCAUGUAAAAGCACAAGAUUACCUUCUAAACUGGAGUCAUUUUUUUCCUAGGAAAAAAUAUGUUCAAGUUUGUUUUAGGGUCUCGAUAAAUUAAGGGAAUCCGAUGUUUCCUUUGUAACUAGAGAUGACUUCAUUUUUUAUUAGGAUAUUGUGGUUCAGAUGUUAUUGAAAAGUGAAAAGCAAACCGGAUGAGUCAUCUAAAUGUGCAAUCAAGAUUUAAGUUCUUUUUC
Molecule: messenger RNA, 2875 nt
Organism: Nelumbo nucifera (sacred lotus)
Lineage: Eukaryota; Viridiplantae; Streptophyta; Magnoliopsida; Proteales; Nelumbonaceae
Product: protein trichome birefringence-like 14
Biological process (GO): xylan biosynthetic process; plant-type secondary cell wall biogenesis; xyloglucan metabolic process
Cellular component (GO): Golgi apparatus
Molecular function (GO): acetyltransferase activity
Source: RefSeq, a predicted model, not a curated record